This is a messenger RNA of Felis catus (domestic cat), 10320 nucleotides long. RefSeq names its product transcription elongation factor A protein-like 8. The record is from RefSeq and is a predicted model, not a curated record. The coding region runs from base 6544 to 6879 and encodes 111 amino acids. Lineage: Eukaryota; Metazoa; Chordata; Mammalia; Carnivora; Felidae. The transcript has a single exon.
GGCUCUGAGCUGUCAGCACAGAGCCUGACAUGGGGCUCGAACUCAUAAGCCGUGAGAUCAUGACCUGAGCCGAAGUCGGAUGCCCAACCGACUGAGCCACCCAGGUGCCCCUGUGUUGGCUCUUUUAUAAUGAUUGAAUUCUCUUAAAUCAUGACCCUUACUUCUUCUUCCAACAUCUCAAUAUAGUCAUAUCAAAAAUUCUAAUUAAAUUAAUAGAAUUUCCAUUAUCACAAUGAUGCAAAUAUUAUCAGUAUAGAAUUAGUAUACUAUGGUUCUAAUAAUUGUCCUAUUUUUACACAUACAUGGAUUUCUACAUACUUGUCAGGAUGAGCUACAUUUUGUUGGGUAACACCCCUAACAUCUUGGUGGGUCAAAACAACAGAGAUUUCUUUUUUGCUCGUGUUGUAUGUCCACUAUGGGUCAACAAAGGGAGUGGCGGAGGGACUCUACUCAUUGGAAUCCCUAGGGGUCCUUGGCUUUUGGGGAACCCACCAUCUUGAACCUGGUCAGUCAGAAAAGUGCUCUGGAGGGCAACCAGCAUUUAAACGCUCUGGCUCAGAUUUGAGACACAUCACGUUUGCUUACAAUUUGUUGGCGUGAACUACUCACAUGGCUCCACUACCCACAAGAUGCCUUUAAAGAGCAGUUCUGCCAUGGGUCUGAAAGGGGGAAAGCUAAAAAUAUUUGGUGAAAAGAAGUUAAAAUUAUCCCUGAAUCUUCUAAUUUUCCCCGUUGGUCUGUUAUAUGCAAUCACUUGUGUUUCCCAAAUGUUUAAAUUUAAAUUGAAGACCUCCUGCACAGCUGUCACAAUGGAGACUUUCCUUUGCCAUUCCCUACUUAAAUGUUUUUCCUUCUUAGUUCAUUCCUUUUCAUCAGUGGGGUACUAUUUCAGUAGCUUCCUAAGAAAGUAUUUAGGGGAGCUAAAAGAUACAGGCAAGUUAUAGCUGAGUUUUUCAUAGCAGUCUUCCCUAGUCUUACCUCGAACUAAUUUUUAGCUUGGCUGCAUAAAGGAUUUUGGGUUGGAAAUCACUCCUAAGAAUUUUAAAGGAAUUCUCCCAUUGUCAUCUAGCAUUUUAUUACUGUUGAGAAGUCCCAUGUCAUUCUGAUUCACGUGACCUAGAUUUUCUGAGUGGAUUCUUUUUAGAAUUUUCACUUUAUUCUUAUUCUGAAAUUUCACAAUGAUGUGCCUUGGUAUGAGUCUUUUAAAAAUGAUUUUUUCUUCAAUAUUCUGUGUUCAGCUGGGGUUCUAAGAAUGUGGGGACAUUAGAGCAUUCAUAAUUUUAGUCUAGAGAAAUUUUCUUACAUUUGAUAAUUUCUAUCUCACUUUUUUUUUAAUGGAACAUUUAUAAAUUAGAUGCUGGAUUAACCAGGUUUAUCUUCCAUGUAUCUUUGUUUCUUUGCUAUUUGCCAUUAGUCUGGCAUCUUAAUUUUUUUUUCUGUAGGAGGUUUGCAUGAUUUUAUUUUCUGAAUCUUGUACUGAUUUUUUUAAAAAAUGGAUUUAUCAUAAUUUUAGUUUCCAAGUACUCUUAUUUUUCUCUGUUUGUUCCUUCUCUGUAGCAUCCACUUGUUUUAUGGAUACAGUAUCUUCUCAUCUCUCUGAAGAUAUUAAUUAUAGUUUGUGAGACUUUGUUUUAUUCCUACAUUAUCUAGCUCUCUUUUACCCUGUUGGUUCUUCUCUCUUUUCAUUCUGGAGACUUUCCUCAAAUCUGAUAGUCUGUGAAUGUCUGUUCACAUUUAGGAAUGGGGUUGACUGAGAGCUUUGUGAACCUGUUAAUAGGCAAGCUACACUGUGAUGUCACUGUACAGACAGUAGUAGCAUUUUCUUUGUGGAGCCCAUAUAUGAGUAUAUGAAAGUCUGGGACUAUUUGUCAUCUCCAGCAAAAAAUCUAGCAGCAAGAGCUCUGAGGGUGGGGCAUACACUUUGCUAUAGGAGUUCCUGAGACAGGACAAGUGAAGUAGGCUCAUUAACAGGCUCACAAAACUUCCUUAAUCCUCUAGCUUUUACAUCUUCAUACUACCCAUCCCUUUGCUGUGGUUGGAAUCUCUCUACUUUAUUCCUUUAAUAAGGACACAAUUACAAUCUUUUUGCCUGGGGAUUAUGUGGUGUGAGGAAAGAGAUUUAAGGAGGAAACUAAUAUAUAUGGAUAUUUUUACUACUCCCCCGUCCCUGAAAUCUCUAUUUAGACUUGAGCCUUACUCUUGCCUUGUGCAAUAUCCAGCACUGUUGGUUCCUGAGCCUCUUAAGGAUUCUGUAAGGGAUCAUCACUCUCUUCCCCUUCUGGUAGCUCCCUUUGCAAGGACUUUUGGUUCUAAUUUUCCCUGCUCAGCUAGAUUGGUUACCACUCCUCCUUGAUAUAUUCUUUUUUUAAAAAUGUAUUAAACUUUUCAUCUGCUGAUAUCUCCUCUCCGGCCUUCUUGUCCUGAGGACUUAAAUCUUUUUUAUUCCUUUAUCAUUGUUUUAAUGGGGACUCAGGAAGAAGAAAGGUUCAAUGUCUGUGGUCAGGAAGCCAUAUUUAACUGGAAAUCUCUUUUAUAAAAUAAGUUACUUCAUAGCUUUGGUGACCAAUUCUUUACCUUCCCAUGUUGUUCACAACUGUUUUUUCUCUAAGCAGUCUGAGCCCUGGGCAAGAAAGGUCAGCCCUUUCUCAGGAGAACUUCAAAUUCUAGGCUUAAGACUAUGGUAAACUCUAGUGUUCUGGCUUAAAAGUAGCAUUGCUUAGUUGUUUUAAAGCAUGGGCUUUGUCUGAGAAGGCUGGGGUUUGCAUUUCAGCCCCAUUGCUUUCCAGCUGUGUGACCCUGGGCACGUUUCUUAUUCUGUUUUCUCAGUUAUAAAAUAUGGGUAAUAAUAGUGCCCACCUCCUAGGGUUGAUAUAAGAAUUAAAGAAGUUAAUACAUGACCUUUAAAGCGCAUAUCAAUUAUAAAAUAUGGGUAAUCAUAGUGCCUACCUCCUAGGGUUGAUAUAAGAAUUAAAGAAGAUAAUACAUGACCUGUAAAGUCCGUAGCGUGGUCCCUAGCAAAUAAAAAGUAUGCAGUGAUAGUGGUCAUUAUUAUCCUUAUUUGAAAUAUUUGAGUAUUUCAGGUUGUGUUGUACCUAAAGUUUGUUUUAGCUCAUUUCAGUAUUCUCAAAAAAUAGCAAGUUGAAUCUAUGACUUCGGAUCGCUCUCAGCAAGCACUGUUCUUGAAUCUGAGUUUAGUUCAAUUUCUAGAAUCGGUAUUCUGUGCUCUUCGGGUAGUAAACCUAUUUUCACUGGCAAGGUUAACACUUAGUGAUCUUGCAAGCUCAGAAAGGCUGAGCCAUAUCCCAGAAGGUUGAAGUUAGUGUCAACCCAUAGUUUAGAGCAGAUGCUGGCAAACUUUUCCAUUAAAGAGCCAAAUAAUAACUAUUUUUGUUUUUGUGGCGCAUACAGUCUCUUUCUCAGCUAUUCACUUAUGCCAUUAGAGUGUGAAAGCCUCCAUAGACAAUGUGUAAACAAAUGGACCUGGCUAUGUUUUAAUGAAACUUUACUUACAAAAAAAUGGUGGCACUUGGGUUUGGCUGUUGGUUAUAGUUUGCCAAAUCCAGGCUUAAGGCAUAGUGGAGAAGAAAGGGGGACAGGGGAAGGUGUAACCAAACCAACAGGAGUUCACUGCUUGGUGAGUCAGAAAUUGCACCAGAUUGAGUUGCCUCACAAAGAAAACUUUAUUUGCAGCAAAUAAGGAGAUCAUGGGGGAAUUGUUUCCAAAGCUUUGACUCUCUGAGCAAGGGUGGAUGGGUUCCUUUUAUUUAGGUUAGGAUGAAUAUCUAAAUAGGGAAGCCCUGCCAUUGUAUGUAGAGGUGGCAUAGGGUCUGGCAUGAGCCUUGAGGCAGCAUGCCUAUGCAUACAUUGUGUUCUAUGAAUGGGGCUUGUGCUCCUCUUUGGGCAGGGACUUUAGUAUUAUAAUGAGGUAAAGGAAGUUGUCUGUCAUUCUAGAGGUCAUUCCCUGGUCUGUCAAUGUAGGCCUCAGUCAGGGGUUAAACUGGUCUGGGCCAGUUGGAGGUCACUAUCACUGGAGGGGUAGUUUUGCUUUUCAUUUGCCUGAUUUAAGGGAUUAGCUGGAAAGAAGAGUUUAAGGAAAAAUGUGGGACAAAGGUUGAUGAAUAGAAGCAGGUGGGCAAUAAAGGUCAGGUGUUGGGGUCUAGUUGCUGACAAAGGGAGGAAAUAAGAAGGAACAGAAAUGCAUCGCUUCUCGGCCUUUUGGCUAAGAUCAUGUGUGAAGAAGGAACAGAAAUGUACCCAUGAAGAGAGAAGUCAGGCCUCUCAAAAGCAAUUUGGUAAUUUAAAGGAAGCUUGAGGAUGCUGACUACCCCCACUCUAUCUGGUUGUCUUCUGAUGGUGAACCUUGGGAAAAGUAGGAAGAAAGAAACAGUUUUUUUUUUUUAAGUUUUUGUUUAAAUGCCAGUAUAGUUAACAUACAGUGUAAUACUAGUUUCAGGUAUACAGUUCAGUGAUUCAGCACUGAAAUAAACGUUUUUGAAUUGUAUUCUGAGAAUCUUCACAUUUUCCCCCUUUUCCGUCACCUUCUUCUUUGACUCCCCUUUCCUUGGUUAGGUAAUGACUUCACACUUCUUCCCCUGUUCCUAGCAGAGCCCAUUAAUAUGAAAGGGUAAAUUACUAGUAAUAGUUUGGAUUAUUACUCCUUUUAGGGAAUCUGUACUUUAAAAAAAUAAAAUGAAAGAAUAUGUUUUUUCCUCUUAAGACAUUGUUUUGUUUUUGUUUUUCGUAAUGUAUGCAAUGGACACACCUCAUUUCUGAGCCUCAUCCCACCCUUUAUCCUGUCUGGGGGUGUGGUUCAGAGAUUGGGUGGGGAACCAUGGUUUCUGUUGCAAAUAUUACUUGGUAAUAAAAACAAUGCCUCAGUAAUUUGAGUUGUUUUGAAACAGUCAUGUCAAAAUGUCCUUUUUCAUCAAAAACAAACGUUUAACUUUCUAACAGGGUGAUUUGAUUGGAUAACCCCAGUGGAAUAUAUUCCAAUAGAAAAAAUAACCACACACACAAAAAGCUGAAAAUUUUUGGUAAUCAUAUUAUUGAUGAUAGUGCUUAUAUUCCUUUCCUGUAUAUGGGAUAAUUUAAGUGAGUAUUAUUUUGGUUUGUUUAAAAUUAACAUUUUCAUAGUAGUUAAAAAAAAGCUAAAGGUAUAAGAUCAAGGAGAUAAAGUAAAAAUCCCAAAAUCCUGAAUUUGAAUCAGAAGAAUCAGUAUAAAUUCAUAGUAUUCUUUCUUUAAAAAAAAAAAAAGACAUUUUCAAGCUCUGUUUUCAAAAAAGACUUGGAAAUAAUAAUUUCCCCAGUAUCAGUGUGUACCCCGUGCAUCUGGAUUCUGUUCACUAAAUAUCAUUUCUUACUAAGGGAUGACAUCUCCUUGGAGAAAUGGAUAAUUCCCUGUAUGGGGAAAGAAAUGUACAAGAUUAGCCAGGAACAUCUUGUUAGACCAGAUAGUAAUAAAAGCUCCCAGUAAUAUGCGGAUUAUUUUAAAAAGACUCAGGAGACAAUUUAAAUAAACUACUUAGAAAAGAUGGGACAAUUUUAAGCAUUAAUAAGAAUUGAAUGCAAUUGAUUUAAGCAUAGGGAAUGUGUUUAAAUCCACGGGUUCGUAAUGGUACUUUAAAACAACACAUACACACAAACACAGAAAUACUCUCAACUCUUCAUUGGCUGCCUUUGGAGAAUACUAGGAAACUACCUUAUUUUAAAAACUGGUAAGUAGACAAUCUAGCAUGUAUCCUGCUGUUCCUAUAUGAUAACUAGGGAGUUGGUAAGAAGUUUCUCUUUACAGGAAUGUUUCAGUUAAUAAAAAAGAAGCAAUGGUAGAAUUAGAAAAUUAUGAUUUUGUAAAAAAAGAAAAUUAUGAUUUUGCAAUCUGGAUGGAUCUAGAUCAGGAGUCAAUAAACUUUUUCUGUAAGGGACCAGAUAGUGAAUAUUUUAAGCUUUGUGGGCCCUAUAGUCUCUGUUGCAACUAUUCAAGUCUGUAUUGGAGUGUGGAAGCAGCCAUUGGCAAUGGACGUGAUUGUUUCAGUAAAACUUUAUUUAUAAAAACAGGGUGCACUGGUUGGAUUUUGUCCAUAGGCUGUAGUUUGCAGACCCCUGAUCUAGAUAAUGAUUAUCAGUAUCUGAUAAUAUCACAAUAAAAGAGACACCAGGUUUUGUUCCUCCUAAUGGAGGUACAUGGCUCAUCUUGGGGGGGGGUGGGGAAACCAGAAUCUGAUGAGGCUUUUUGAUUUAACUACCAAUUUUCAGAGAAUAAAAGGAACAGAGGAACAUAUUAGAAAAUGCAGGAAGAAGCAGUCAGCAAAAUCUAGACUUUGGGAAACUCCAGAGAACAAACGACUUUUUAAACAAAUUUUCAAGAGGGAAAAUAAUAUGGAGGAGUAAUCUAGAGAUUAAAAAUGACUUAAGAAACAUAUCACAUAGUUUAUAGUCUAGGGCUUGUUUCCCUGUAGGAGCUCUGUAUUGCUGGAGAAGGAGCAAAAGUGCCCUAAUCCUUUGAGGAUUAAUUUAUUCAAAAGAAGUAACAGAAAAAUACUCAACAUGCAAAAAGAAAAUGAAGGAAAACCACAGAACAUGCCAAAGGUGGAGGCACACUGCCCUUCAGAAGAUGUACCACAGGAGAGAGAGGGAAAUCCUCAGCCUUCUGAAGGUAUAAGCCAGGAAACAGGAAGCCUGAGAGGAGGGCUGACCCAUCCUGGCCUGGGGUUUAAAGAGGACACUCCCAUGAGGCAUUUGGACCUGGAAGAAAUAAUAAGAGGCGUAGAUGAGUGGGAAAGGCUUAAGAAAGAGAUAAGAGUAAGAAACAAGUUUGCGAUGAUGCAUUGGAAGCAAAGACAUUCAUGCAGCUGUUCUUAUCCUGUGUGUUCUAGACGGUAAAUUCUUUUUUUUUUUUUUUUGUCUGAUAUUAAAAUCUGGCCCCUGCUUUCUUUCUGUGUUUUCUGAUGUAUCUUUGACAUUUGUUUUACUUUUAAUCAUCUGGUGGAAUUGUUUUUUUAGGUAGUGUCCUUGUUACCAGCAUCUCACUGGAUUUUGUGUUUUGACCCAUUAUGCAGAUCUGUUUUUUAGUUGGAAAGUUUUACACAUAUGCAUGAAAAUUUAUUCAUUCUAUAUUGCAAAGUUAAACAUAACAUGUUUACAAAGCAGUAUAUUUAGUAUCAGCUCACAUAGGUAGGAUUAAAUCACAAAUUGUAUGUAUGCAUGCAUAUGUGUAUACAUACAUCCAUAUGUCAAAAACCUAAUGGCUUAUUUCUGUGUGGUGUGAGCUUUUUUCUUUUCACUUAUAUGUGUUUUUUUCCUGAACAUGUGCCACACACACAAAAAGAAUUAAAGUUUUGUAAUUAAGAGUCAAAUCAUUUGCAUCCAGCUUAUAAGGACAAUGGAGGCACCUAAAUUCUUGAUAGAACAACUAUAAAAUAUGUAAAUCACAAAUUACCUCUGGAUCUCUUUGCCAAAGGAAUAAUGUUGGCAAAUAUUACAGAUUUUAAAAAAACCAUAUCAAAUAUCAAUGGGUGAAUGUGGUUGUUUCCCUGCAAAGAUGGUCACCAGUAAUUUCUCCCAUCUCUAAAUAAUCCUGUCCUCCUUUUAAGAAAUGGGGUCUGUUCCCCUCCUUUUGAGCCUGGAUUGAUUUUAACCUACAUUAACCCGUAGAAUAUGUUAGAAUUGACAUUGUCCUGGGCCUGAGUCUUUGGCAUCAGCUGCUUUUGCUGCCUUGGGGCCACCAUGUAAAGAGGCACAUCUACCCUCCUAGAUUGAAUGCACGGGGGGAGAGAGGUCCCAGCCUUCUAGACAUUCUCCUCAAGACCUGCAGCCUGAGAGUUAAGCUUGGUUAUUCCAGCCCAGUCAAGAUGCCAGCUGAAUAGAGCUGUGUGAAACAGAAGAAUCACCCAACCAACCUACAGAAUCAUGCAAAAUAAUAAAUGGUUAUUUCAAGUCACCAAGAUUUGGAAUAGUUUCUUAUGCAGCAAUAGAAAAUGAAUAGAUACAUAGAAACUUACUUGGAAAUAAUUCAAACAAAUUGUUAAAAAAUUGUGUGAUAAUAGGGGAAAUGUGAAUAGUAAAUAGAUAUUUGAUGUUAAGAAUUAUUAGAAAUCUGAAUAUAAAGUUUUAAAAGUUUCAUAUUUAAUUUCUAUGAAUUUUAUUUUUUAAGGUGUGAUAAAGUGUUAUGGUUAUAUUUUUAAAGAUAUGUGUAUUGGAGUAUUAAACAUGAUAUGGGGAGUUGUUUCAAAAUUCCCCAUAGAGGAGAAAGGGUUGGUGGAAUAGAGAUGAAAUAAGUUUGACCCUAUACUGAUACUGUUGCUGGAUGAUUGGGCACAUGGUGGUGGUUCAUUAGAUAGUAUCUUUACUGUUAUAUUUGUUUGAGAAUUUUCAUCACAACUAAUCAAAACUGAUAAAUUAAAAAAGAAAAGUAUUAAGUUAGAGAACUUAUAUUCUAAGGGUGAAACGCCAGCCAUCCUGCUGCAAGUAAGGUAGUUAAAUUCUUAAGUAGCAGAACCUUCCUCACCAUCCUGAAAAUACCAUGAAGGUAAACACUCAGCAAAACCAGUCUUAAAUUAUCACCCUUACUUAGGACUUUUAAGGGGAUUAAUUAUAUUUAGGAAAUUGAUGUUAGAAUUUGUUUCCUUUAUUAAACCUAAAGGGUGACAUGUUGCCUUAUUUUCACCCAUUUAUUUAUAAGACACUACGUUGGAAGUCAAAAAAACAAACAAGUCCUUCUCUUUCGACUAAGAAGAUUUUAGUCAGAUCACUUGACCAUUCUGAAUCUCCAGUUCCUCAUUGGUAUCAAGUGGAGACUUUCAUGCUUUUCUUGAUAAUUCAUCAGGCCUUGAGACAAACUGGUGAUUUCUAUAGGAAGUAGCCAGGGGAAGGCUGACAAGCAUGCACCUGUCUCUACCCAUGGCCUUCUGGAAAUGAAAAAUACCUAGGGCAUUCUCUAAAGAAUCUCUACAGAGAGGGCAGUGUAUAAUUAAAGAAUUUUGGUGACUUGGGUACUGUUAUGAGCUGAAUUGUGUCCCUAGCAAAAUUCAUAUACUAAAGUCCUAACCCCAAGUACCUCAGAAUGUGACUGUAUUUAGAGAUAAGGCAUUUCAAUAAGUUAUCCGGUAGGGCUAUAAAAGAGGAGGAAGUUAGGAUACAGAUACGCAUAGAGGGAAGACCAUAUGAAAACAGAAGAUAGACCAUAUGAAAACAAAUCAAGGAGAAAAGAAACCAAUCCUGCCAACACCUUGAUCUUGGCAGUUGUAGCUUCCCAAAUUAUGAGAAAAUGUCUGUUGUUGAAGCCACCCAGUCUAUGGUUCUUUGUUAUGAUAACCCUAAAAAAUGAGUAAAGGUAUGUUUAUCUGGGUUAGCAGCAGAACUUUCCUCAUCAUCUUUCCAAUCUCAAGAGAUGAUUCUUAACAAGAGCCUGUCUCUUGGCCAUGGGCCAUAGGAGCUAAGCCACAUAAUUGGAGGAGCUAGAAGGCAGGAGGAUAGGAAAGAAAAGAGAAAACAAACCAAAGGAAAAAAAAAUAGAGCGGAGCUGAAUGGAGCCCUGGUGCUCACCAGACUUUAUGAGGAAAGUACUGAAAAGGAAUGACAAAAGUGCAAACAUCACCUCGGCAUAACAAUGGGGCUUGAACGCUGACCUGUACAUUUAUAUUGCAUAUACAGGGUGGGGAUUUCUGGGCAUAACCUCUUGAGGUAAGGUUAUGGUUACAUUAUUAGUAAUUAUAGGUAGCUAGUAGGUUAUCUGCAGUAGCUUACUUCUGGGGCAGGUAAAUGUUUCAGAGAGAAAGUCACCUGGGUAUGUAUAUUUAGAAAUUAGAAACACUUUAAAAUGAAAAAUAUGUACACAGGUACUAAUUACUUAUAUUUAGAGUUUUAAAAAGAGUAGGAGCAACAUAGGAAGAAAUGUGUAUAGGUACUAGGUAAACUCAGUAUCAGUUUUCAUUUUCUGCACUUACCUUGUGCUUCUCAACUUAUUAUGGAAUCAACUAACCUUCAUGAUUGAAAUCCUUCUCAAUCUUUUAGAUCAAGUUCAAAGUCUCGUUCCCCAUGUAGCAUUCCUGGACGCUCCCUAACUAAAUAGUAAUUAUGAGUAUAACAAACAUGAUAAUGAAAUUCAGAGAAGGAGUUUUCAUGCCUUUGUGUUUUUGUCUUCUGGUUAGUUCUUCAUGUGUUUUUCUUUGGAGAUUGAAAUCUGCAGCAAAUGGUCAAAACUGUCUUGACUUGUAGCUCUAGAUUGCCUAGAAGAUUAUGUAUUAUAUAUUGAUUCAUUGAGGAAUAUUUAUUAAAUUAUAGUUUGUUUUGGGGUGCCUGGGUGGCUCACCCAGUCCACCUUCA